AUGAGUAAUAGUGGUGGUUCUUCACCAUUCCUGGAGUCUCCAGGAGCGGCUAAAUCCGAUAUCCAAUCCCAAUAUGCUAAGGGAUCUGUUCAUGAUAAUUAUGCUGUGGAGGUUGCUGUUGAGGACAGAGAAGCUCCUAACUUCAAUGACGUAGAUAAUAUCGGUUCACCUGAAGCAACUGCAUCCAAUAAGGAUGAUGAUAUUAGAAUUUUAAAAUAUCAAUUAACGAAUAUGAAGAAUGAGCAUGAGAUAGAAACUUUGAGGGUUCAAAGAAAGUAUGAUAAUAUAGAUAGACAAUAUAAGAUGAAUAUGGACACGUUGGAAAAGACAUUGCAAGAUUUGCAGAAACUAUAUGAGACUAAUGGACUAUUGGAAGAGGAGCUGAGAAACUUGCAAAGAAAAUAUGAAAUAGAAACUGAAGAGUCUAAUUUGAAACUGUCUACCAUGAAAUCUGAUAUGCAAGUGAAACAAAAUGAAUGCGAAUUUUUGAGAAGUCAGUACGAAUCUGUAGCAACAAAAUUUGAGAAUCAAGUGAAUGAAAAUAGAGGUGAACAAGAGGCAUCACAAGCAUUGAUUAAGAGAUUCGAAAAUGAAAUUACAAAACAGAGUAAUCAGAUAGUCCAGCUUCAGAAAACUAUACAUAAGAAAGAUCAAGAAUUAGAGAGAGUUAAAGUUGAUGGUAUAAUAGAUAACCAUAAAAAUUAUUCAACCGAAGAAUUUCAAGAGCUAACUACGAUAAAUAAACUAUUGCAAGAUCAAUCACAGUAUGUUAAAGAGUUAGAAACAGCCAACAUUACCCAAUGCAACGAGUUAAGGAAAUUGAGAAUAUCACAAGAAACUGCAUCUUAUUGGAAAACAGAAUAUGAAAAAACAACGAAUUCACUAGAGGAUGCUAGAAGUGUGUUGCAACGCACAGAGGAGGAGAAUGAGAAACUAAAUUCUCAAUUGUCUACUUGGAGAGUUUAUUUGGAUAGAGAGGCUAAUGCAGACGAAGAUGUGAACCCAGAACAAAUUUUAACUAAGUUUAGGUCUUUGGAAAAAGAAUGCCAGAAUUAUAAAGAAGAAAAUGCUCAGUUGCAGAAAGACGUCCUCCAAUUGAAAUCAUUAAAUGAUGAAUUGGCCUUGGAAAGAAAUCAAUCAUUGGAUCUUCAUAAAAAUUAUGAAGCCUCAAUAUUAAAUUUGAAAAAGAUCAAUCACGAACUAGAACAACAGAAGUUGUUAUCAUUUGAAGAAUGUAAGUUAUUGAGACAGGAGUUGGAAGAAAUUAAUUUUGUUACAGAAAACAAGAAAGAUCCAAAUGAUGCAAACCUAACAAACAAAAAAAAUAACUCCACAUAUCUAAUUCAAAUGUUGUCAGAUGUCCAAAAUAAGAAUCAAGAUUUAACAGAAGAUUUAAAAGUAUUAAAUGAUCAAUUGUUAUCAGAACAAGUGGGGUCUAAAAAGAGAAAAGCAAGUGACCAAGUUACUUUGAAUUAUUCAAAAAGAUUAAAUGAGUUACAACUAGAAAAUAUACAGUAUUCCAAAGAUGUACAAAAACUUAAUGAUGUUAUAAAAUUACUGGAAGAAAAAAUUAAGAAAUUAGUAAACAUUAAAGAAAAAAAGAUUAGAAUUUUACAGUUAAGAGAUAAUCCAUUAUUAAAAGAGCAGUUCUUAAGGAAAAAGCAAUUAGAUAUACUAAAACGUGAGAAUAAGGAUCUUUUACAAGAGCUGCUUAGAGAUAGUUCAGAGCCUAGAGAUGACAGAAAGUAUGUGCCGAGAACCGUUUUCGAAUCGUUGAAUUUUGAUUUAAAGGAACAAGAACAUGAAAUAUUUAAAUUGAACAAAAAAUCAACACGUUUAAUGCAAGUGUUCAACAAAAAGUCUCUAGAAUUUAUAGAUGUGGUCACUUCAUUAUUGGGAUUCAAGUUAGAGUUCCAAAAAGAUGGGAGAAUAAAGAUAUUUUCCUGUUUUAAGCCAAAUAAAUACAUCAUUGCCGACUUAAUAGCCAACUCAUUGAAAUCAAAUCUUAGCACAGUGGUAGCAGACUGGCAAGAGCUUUUCCACCUGUGGAUAGAAGAACGCUCACAAAUUCCCUGUUUUCUUGCCGAAAUUACAUUGAGAUUAUGGGAAGAAUCACAACAGAGCGUUCCACAAACAGCACAAGAUAGUUAG
Molecule: messenger RNA, 2151 nt
Organism: Tetrapisispora phaffii CBS 4417
Lineage: Eukaryota; Fungi; Ascomycota; Saccharomycetes; Saccharomycetales; Saccharomycetaceae
Gene: MAD1
Product: coiled-coil domain-containing protein MAD1
Exons: 1
Coding region: 1-2151 (716 amino acids)
Biological process (GO): mitotic spindle assembly checkpoint signaling; attachment of mitotic spindle microtubules to kinetochore
Cellular component (GO): nuclear envelope; mitotic spindle; kinetochore
Source: RefSeq, a predicted model, not a curated record